AUGAUGAAGCUCUUCUCCAGGGGGCGGUUCGAGUUGAACGCGCUGGACCCGCGGAAGGUUCGCUGCGUGGAGUUCCUUGCGCAGUGCGACGCCAGCAGGAACAAGGAGCUCAGUCCGGCGUGCCGGGUGGCAGUGAAGCCGUGCACUGACGUCCACCACCCUCAGACCACCAUCACAUACGUCAACGUCACCGAGGAGGUCGCGGACGCAACCUCCACCUAUGCCCAGUCCCUCCGCGACCACGUCAUCGAGAAGGGCCGGACGCUCUCCCCAGAGAAGAUUUCCCGCAAGGCCGACGAGCACCGGUCCGUCAUCGUCCCCGAGGAUAAGCUCGAUGUGAGCUUCCCCGGCACAGAGGUGAUCCCCACAUCGUUAUUAUUUCGUCUCCUUGUCUGGCUGGCCGAUCCAUGUGUUUCUCUUUUCGCCCCUUUCCGCUUCUUCUCCCCGCCUCCCUCAUCCCAGGCAUUUGAUCGACUAUUUGGCGCGGAUGUAUAUUGA
Spirodela intermedia is the source of this 498-nucleotide messenger RNA. The record is from the annotation of a GenBank genome assembly. NCBI's taxonomy places the organism in Eukaryota, Viridiplantae, Streptophyta, Magnoliopsida, Alismatales, Araceae.